Metopolophium dirhodum (rose-grain aphid) is the source of this 2721-nucleotide messenger RNA. RefSeq lists its product as uncharacterized. The record is from RefSeq and is a predicted model, not a curated record. The coding region runs from base 381 to 905 and encodes 174 amino acids. Lineage: Eukaryota; Metazoa; Arthropoda; Insecta; Hemiptera; Aphididae. The transcript has 5 exons.
GGCAAACCGCAAACAUAAUAAUACAACACAUUAAUCACAGAAUACAGAUUACAAUAGGUAGGUGCUAUAUAUACGUAUAUAGCAGGCAUCAGUGAAUACUGGAACUGGAUAGGUUUAUUUAAUCUUUAUUGUAUGUUUAUGCAUCGCGUUCGUCACUUCAGCAGUCAGUGUGCCCAAAUGAUCGUCACGGUUCUGUCUUGUAUUCCAUUGUAGCUCGUAAUUGCCAUUAUUAUUAGUGUUUUUUUAAUGAGACAUGAAUGUUUUUUGUUGUUCUUAUAAUAUGUCUAAAUAACUAAUAACCAUCAUUAGUUAUCUAGCUCGAACGAAUUAAUUAUCAAAAUACACAAUUAGUGUUAACCUUUGCACUCGCCGUCUUCAUUAUGAACGCUGUGAAAAGGAUUGUGUCAGUCGCGUAUCUAAUAAUAUUGGUCACAUUAGUUCAGAGUGAAAACUGUACAGUAAAGAAAACGUAUAAUGGAACUAUUACAAGAGAACGUCUAAUGACUUGCCCUUCAUCUGAAUCGGAUAAAGAUGCAAAAUUUUGUUGCUACGAUAAGUUUGAUAGCGUCGAUUGCUGCAAUGGUGCCGACCAUUUACGUCAUUUAAUUCUAAAAUUCAUGCCAGACCUGCUAAUAGUUCUGUUGAUAAUUGUUGGUCUGAUAUUGGCAUGUUGUGUUGUUUGUAUCUGUAUUCCAUGUUAUUGCAUCAUGAGCCGUCGUCGCCCGAUUUAUAAAGAUUCAAAUGAUAAUGCAAAUAUGGUUGCUGCCGUUUCUUUGCCCAAUGAAUCCGAAGAACAAAAUAUACCAAAAAAAGAAGUUACUCAUCAUUUGCCUCCAGGAGCUUAUCCUGUUUAUCCACAAUUCAUGGGAAUGCAACCAUUAAAAUCGACUGAAGUAAAUUGUUAAUUCACACAUCACAAUAACAAUAGCUGUUCUUAUAAAAAGCCAAAGCAUGUUAUUAUUAAUAUUAUAUUUAUUUGUGCCAUCAACUGAGUAACGAAGGUUUGUGAAUGACUAAAUUUUUUUCUUUUAUUCUUAUCUUUAAAUUUUCGACUUUUAUAGUCUGGCUAUCAAAAGAAUAUUAUUAUCUUAAAUAUUAAGUUACCUAGUUUUGAACUGAUUAUGGUUAGAAUUACUUUUCAUAUAUAAGCAUAAAAAUAAGACUUCAUGUGUUUGCCUUAAAAGAAUAUAUCAGCACAAUAUUUUGUAUAAAUGUUUAUGAUUUUAAUCAUAAAAUAUAUGAGUCAAUUAUAAAAUAAAUAUUUUGAAAAAAAAAUAGGAUUAUUUUUGUAUAUUUCAAUAAACUAUUUUUUUCUCAGGUUAAUUUUUGAUUCAUUAAAAUUAUAAUUUUUUUUUUUCAAAUUUCAAAUGUAUACCAUAAUUUAAAUAUUCUUAAUUGUUUUAUUUAAUAUGUAAUAAUUAGUUUUAGUUUUUUUUCGUUGUUCCUGAGUUUUGACGAUUUAUAUGAAAGAAAUAAAAAUCGCAAGGCUAUAAAUUUGUUUUGAUAUUAUUUGUUUUCUGCCUUAUUUGGUUUAUUUUGUUGGUUCCUUUUCUAAACAUUAUUUGUCAAAUACUGAAAUACCAAAUACGUAUUAACUGAAUUGUGAUGUUUUACAUGUGAUUAACUGUCAAAAUUAAUUUUGGUUUUAAAUGAACACUAUUUUUGUGUAUAUUUACAUAAAGACUAAGAUUAAUGUUUAUACUAAUAGUAAUAGUAAUUCAGUAUCGAAUUAAAAUGUAUUUUGUUUUGUAUUCAACACAAAAGUUGUAUGAUCUUAAAAUGUAUAUCUUAAUGUCUAAAUAACUUGUAAUUUAAUUAUUAUAAUAUGACACGUGUUCUGCUAUAAUUUUAUUUUUAAUAUUUUCCUUUUGAAUAUUAUAUGAACUAAGUUGAAAUUACUGUAUAAUCUGAUACUACCGUAUCGUUGAAUAAUCUCACUAAGGUUGUGUAUAAGAAAUUCUUAUUAAUUCAAUGUUCUUAUUUGAGUUCAAUAGUUGUUUUUUUUUUAAACUUAACAAACUUUUAUAUUUAAUCAAUAACUGAUAUAAUGAUUUUCAAUCAGAAUGUGUAUUUAAAUCUAGAAUGUUUUUUUUAUAUAGUAUAAAGCUAAAUAUUGUCUUAUAUCAUGUAACUUUUAACAAUCUACAAUGAUUAAAAUAAUUUAUAAUUCACAAUUUUACAAACAUUUUUUUAAAAGACUGGAUUUAUAUUACAUUCAUAUUUUGAAAUAAUAUAAAAAUAAUGUGAAAGUUGGAUUGAAUUUGAUCAUAUUUUUAUAGAAGUACUUUUUAUUACUUAAUAACGACUAUAGUUUUCUUAAUUAUUCCACAAUUUAUUUGUAGUUGAACUAUAUUUUAUUAUAACGCUUAUAUUUUGAUGUAAAAAGUUUUUACAAAUUGUUUGUACAGUCAAGCCAAUCGUACACAAACAUAAAAGUAAUACCAAUAGGUACAUUGUAUGUUUAGUUUUUAUUACUACCAAAAAUAUAAUUAAUCAAGAAUUUUAAAUCGACACGAAUUAUUAUUAUGCUUUUAUAAUAAUACCUAACUUGAUAUAACCUACUUAUUAUGUAUACAACUAUAUAAAUAUCACAUUUACAUCAUAAUUUUAAAAUUGUGCCUACAUAAAUUAAUAUUAUAUCUAUCUAUAAAUAAUUCUACUUGUGUAGAAAAAAAAAUAUUUGUAUACAACAUUAGUAAUUAGUUGUAAUAAAACAUUUAU